CGAUCAGGUCUGAAUUAGAAAAACAACAGUGAGUAGAGUGAGGGAGGGGGGAGGGUGUGUGUGUUGGUUGGGAUUAUUCAUAAACAAAAGUAAAAUUUAGAGAUUCAUUGAUUCGUCUCCAACCAACAAUGUUUUCACCCAAUCAACAUCAUCAACAGAUGCCACUGCAGCAGGCAAGGCUGUUAAAUGUACAAAUCCCCCCAUCCCCAAUUAUUAAUCCUUCUUCAUCUUCUGUACCUGCCGUUGUCGACGGAGGAGGAGCACUCUCUCAGGCUCAGUCACUAGUUAUUUCUUCAAAGAAGCUUGAGGAUGAACUGCUUUUUCUAGGACAAAAUAUUAAACAUCGUGAACAUAACAUCAAACAUCUCAACUCUUGUAUUCACACCUUAGACGACCAGAUUACAGAUGUGCAAGAUAUUCUUGGUUCAUCGACCACACCCAUGAUUCAAGACUCCCACAAACCAACUGACCUCAUCAUGCAGCACCAUCAACAAUCGGCUGCUGCCCUUAUAUGCCAACUGCAAUCGUCCGCCGAUCCUUAUUCUACUAAGGAUGUUCUCGGCGUUGUUGCCUCUCUUGGGAAAGUUAAUGAUGACAGCCUUAGCAGGCUUCUAUCCGAGUACCUUGGGUUAGAUACUAUGCUGGCAUUAGUUUGCUUGACAUAUAAAGGGGUUGAAGUUUUGGAAACUUAUGAUACAGAAGGCUUUGUCAGUCGAAGCUCUGGGCUUCAUGGGAUUGGGGCUUCACUAGGCAGGACCAUGAACCAACGAUUUAAUGUGAUCUGCCUUGAAAAUUUGAGACCAUAUGUUGGUGAGUUUAUGCCUGAUGACCCACAAAGGAGGCUUGCUCUUUUAAAACCAAAAUUAACUAAUGGUGAAUCUCCAAAUGGGUUUCUUGGGUUUGCUGUGAAUAUGAUUCAUCUUGAUAGUGCACAUUCACUCUCUCUCACAAAUGAUGGACAUGGGCUUAGAGAGACUCUUUUCUAUAAUCUCUUCUCGAGGUUGCAAGUUUACAGAACGAGAGCGCACAUGCUGCAGGCCCUGCCUUUUUUAUCCGAUGGAGCUGUAUCACUGGAUGGCGGGAUAAUAAGGGACAACGGUGUGUUUGUUUUCGGCACCCGGAAUGAGAUGAAUGUUAGAUUUGCAAUAAGCUCUUAUCUACCUGAGAACUUGGUUGAAAUUGUAAAGCAAAUGAAGGAGUUGAAAUGGAAAAAGGAAACAACAGCGGAAGAACUGCAAAGAGAAGAAGAGAUUUUAACUCAUGUAAAGUACACAUUUGAAGUAAAGAAGCAGGAGUUUGUCAGGUUCAUGGCUCAAAGCUCGCCAUAUGCCAUACAGUACCCAAUGCAAGCAACCCCAAGGCGUGUGACUCCUAGAUGACGCUUGAUUCUAUAGGAAUACAUGUUAUCAGCUGCAGAACCUUUUUUUUUUGACCUGUUAAAUAAAAUUCAGUUCUUUAGUUAUUAACUGAAGAGCUGAGUUCAAUGUUCAUUCAAAGGUAAUGCUUCACAAAAUCUAGUGUAUGUGAGAGACCAUAGAUUAGUUUUUAGUUAUUUAUGUGGUUGAUAACCAUGCAUUAUUGUGUGGUGGGUGGCAGUGACUAAUUCAUGUUGUUUUCCAGCAUGCAAAAUCCAGAUCUAGUGUUUACAGUUGUAGAUGUAGUCUGUUGUACAAUUAGUCAAUUAUAUGGGUUUCAGAAUUUAUGAUUACCUUAA
Molecule: messenger RNA, 1714 nt
Organism: Erigeron canadensis
Lineage: Eukaryota; Viridiplantae; Streptophyta; Magnoliopsida; Asterales; Asteraceae
Product: protein DEFECTIVE IN MERISTEM SILENCING 3-like
Exons: 8
Coding region: 129-1379 (416 amino acids)
Source: RefSeq, a predicted model, not a curated record